GCGCAUGUUUGAUUCGCGUUUUUUAACCCGAAAUUAUGAUGUAUGGAAGGUGUAUUUACGCUCGAAAGGCGGGGAAGUGCGUUGAUAACCGGACGGGUGGGGGAUUUCACGCGUGUUCCCCCGUGACGUACAGUCCUGGACUUCGGUGGAAAAGUCGGUAAAAAUGCUGAGACAUUCCACGACCAUGAGGGCUUCUUUCAAAGCAUCAGGUGAGGGCAAAGAUGAGUGUCAGAUCGCCGCCGACUGGCUGAUGUCCAGCACGCCCAAGCGGCCGACCAUCGGCAUCGUGUGCGGCUCCGGUUUGGGGGGUCUGGCUGACAUACUCGAGGACCGCCAGGUCUUCAAGUACUCCGACAUCCCCAACUUCCCUCAAAGCACAGUGCAAGGUCACGCUGGUCAGCUGGUUUUUGGAACACUAAAGGGGAAGACGUGUGUUUGCAUGAAGGGCAGGUUUCACCUGUACGAGGGCUACCCCAUCCAGAAGAUCACGAUGCCCAUGCGUGUCUUCAAGCUGUUGGGCGUGGAGACGGUCAUCCUGACCAACGCGGCUGGAGGGCUCAACCAAGACUACAAGGUGGGCGACGUCAUGAUCCUCAAAGACCACAUCAACCUGCCGGGCUUUGCAGGAGUCAACCCUCUGGUCGGACACAACAAUGACAAGUUUGGCGUCCGCUUUCCCUGCAUGUCCGACGCCUACGACCGCGAGCUGUGUAAGCUGGCGCACAACGUGGCGGCAGAGCUGGACUUCAGCCAUUUUGUGCAUGAGGGGGUCUACUCUGUCGUGGGGGGGCCCUCGUUUGAAACCAUCGCCGAGUGCCGCAUGCUGCUCAAGCUAGGGGCUGACGCUGUGGGCAUGAGCACGGUGCACGAGGUGAUCACGGCCCGCCAUGCCGGUAUGCGCUGCUUCGCCAUGUCGCUCAUCACCAACCUGGCGGUGAUGGACUACGACAGCCAGCAGAAGGCUAACCACCAGGAGGUGCUGGAGACGGGCCGGCAGCGGGCCGUGCAGCUGGAGAAUCUGGUGAGCACCCUGGUGGGCCGACUGGAGCGGGGCUGCAAUGACAAGGCAAUGUGAAGACCACACUCACUUCUUUUUUAAUCAGCUAACACACACACACCCCAGUAUGGCUGAAACUUUCAAAAAAGUGUGUGUAAUGUUUCAUUCCAAAAGCACUGCUUUCCACUUUUUAACUUAGCUUAAAAUGCUGUACUAGUUAUGCGUCAGUCCAGAAUGACUAAAGGGUUGUUUUUUUUAUGCUCUUACCAAUUUUUACUUUUUUUUUUUCAGAUAAAGUAAUUUGGUGCAGUGUGAAAAAAAAAAAAAAAGUUACAGAAUAUAUAUAGAAAAUGUAUUUAAAUAGAGCAAGCUCUAGUAAAAUGUGCAAAAGAAAUAGAUUUAUAGCGCUUACCGGCUUCAAAAGUCUUAUCGCUGAAUUAUAAACUCAGCUGGUCUACUUUUUGCAAUAAAAUGCUGAUCAAGGA
Entelurus aequoreus (snake pipefish) is the source of this 1482-nucleotide messenger RNA. Its product is annotated as purine nucleoside phosphorylase-like. The record is from RefSeq and is a predicted model, not a curated record. Gene Ontology annotation, molecular function: purine-nucleoside phosphorylase activity. The coding region runs from base 164 to 1075 and encodes 303 amino acids. NCBI's taxonomy places the organism in Eukaryota, Metazoa, Chordata, Actinopteri, Syngnathiformes, Syngnathidae. Gene Ontology annotation, biological process: nucleoside metabolic process. Gene Ontology annotation, cellular component: cytoplasm. The transcript is spliced from 6 exons.